UGUUAAGGUUACGCGAGCAAACUAGCGUGAAGUUGGUGCUGCAACUGAUGAUGAAUAUUGGGUGGCGGUUACUUGGAAGAACACAAGACUGACAUACAUGCCACGUAACACGUUCACCUAAGCCUCUCCCUCUGUGCUUUCAAUUUCAGUGUUUUGCGAUGCUAUUGCUAUUACCUCCUCACUUAGCUUCCCAAACGCGCUUGCGUUUUCCCUCCACCUUCAAACUCAAGGCUCUGUCCCAGGCUGAUGACUUCCCUUCAUUUCUUCCCAACCAAGUCCACACAAUCAAAGACCCUUUUGCUCGAAACCUUGCCAUGCGGAUUCAGAGACUACCCGUUUCUGUUAGGUUCUCUGAAAAUCCUAUCAUGAGUAGUUGUGUGAAGCCAUUGAUGCAGAACAAUGCAAAUCCAGUUGUUCUUCUACAUGGUUUUGACAGCUCAUGUUUAGAAUGGAGAUACACAUAUCCAUUGCUUGAGGAAGCUGGUUUUGAGACAUGGGCCAUUGACAUUCUUGGUUGGGGUUUCUCUGAUCUAGAAAAACUUCCUCCAUGUGAUGUGGUAUCAAAGCGUGAUCACUUUUAUCAGUUUUGGAAGUCCUACAUCAAAAGGCCAAUGAUAUUGGUUGGUCCAAGCCUCGGCUCUGCAGUUGCCAUUGACUUUGCGGUCAAUUAUCCUGAAGCUGUGGAAAAGCUUGUUUUGAUUGAUGCUAGUGUUUAUGCAGAAGGAACAGGAAAUCUAGCAACCUUACCUAGAGCAGCAGCAUAUGCUGGGGUAUAUGUAUUGAAGAGCAUACCAUUACGCUUAUAUGCUAACUAUUUGAGCUUCACUAGCAUAUCUUUCAGUACCAGCCUUGAUUGGACUAAUGUGGGUCGCUUGCAUUGUUUAUUACCUUGGUGGGAGGAUGCUACAAUUGAUUUUAUGACUAGUGGUGGUUAUAAUGUUGCCUCUCAGAUAACAAAGGUAAAGCAGAAAACUCUCAUCAUUUGGGGGGAAAAUGACCGCAUAAUCAGCAAUAAGCUUGCAGUGCGGCUGCAUUGUGAAUUACCUGAUGCCAUUGUACGCCAAAUACCUGAUUGUGGUCACAUUCCUCAUGUUGAAAGACCAGAUUCUGUUGUCAAAUUAAUUGUUGAAUUUGUUCAGAGAAAAACCAAGACAGAAAAUCAAAAUCAGUGUGUUUCACAAGUAUGACAAGGAAGCAUGCCGUGUCUGUGUCGUAGUUGUGUUGGACACGUAUCCAUCUUAGACACUUCAAAUUUUCCUAGUAGAAUUUUAUAUUUUUUUUACUUUUAUUUUUCUCAACUUUACUCCAAUUCAAAAUAUAAAUCACAAAAAUAAAUAUACUAUAGCCUUUUAUUAUGUCUACAGUGAUUCAUGUUCACUUUUAUAACAUCAAUUCUCUCUUUUGAUUUAA
This is a messenger RNA of Cajanus cajan (pigeon pea), 1410 nucleotides long. Its product is annotated as alpha/beta-Hydrolases superfamily protein. The record is from RefSeq and is a predicted model, not a curated record. Gene Ontology annotation, molecular function: catalytic activity. NCBI's taxonomy places the organism in Eukaryota, Viridiplantae, Streptophyta, Magnoliopsida, Fabales, Fabaceae.